This is a messenger RNA of Melanotaenia boesemani (Boeseman's rainbowfish), 4910 nucleotides long. RefSeq names its product transient receptor potential cation channel subfamily M member 1. The transcript has 23 exons. Gene Ontology annotation, molecular function: calcium channel activity. The record is from RefSeq and is a predicted model, not a curated record. Gene Ontology annotation, cellular component: membrane. Bases 101 to 4609 code for a protein of 1502 amino acids. Gene Ontology annotation, biological process: calcium ion transport into cytosol; protein tetramerization. NCBI's taxonomy places the organism in Eukaryota, Metazoa, Chordata, Actinopteri, Atheriniformes, Melanotaeniidae.
CCCAAAUGACAAAUGGAGUGUGAUAAAGCACACCAGGACCUAUCCAACAGACUCCUAUGGAAUCAUUGAGUUCCAGGGAGGAGGGUUCAUCAACAAGGCCAUGUACAUUCGGGUUUCAUACGACACCAAGCCUGACAACCUCCUGCAUUUAAUGGUGAAAGACUGGCAGCUGGAGCUACCCACCUUGCUCAUCUCUGUGCACGGAGGUCUCCAGAAUUUUGACCUUCAGCCCAAACUCAAGCAAGUGUUUGGCAAAGGCCUGAUCAAAGCAGCUGUCACGACAGGAGCUUGGAUCUUCACUGGUGGAGUUAAUACAGGAGUGAUCCGUCACGUUGGAGAUGCCUUAAAGGACCAUUCGUCCAAGUCACGAGGAAAGGUGUGUGCAAUAGGAAUUGCUCCAUGGGGGAUCUUGGAAAACAAAGAAGAUAUCAUCGGAAAAGAUGUAACUAGACCAUAUCAGUCCAUGGCAAACCCACUUAGCAAGCUGGCAGUACUCAACAGCAGCCACUCCCACUUCAUCCUCACCGACAACGGAACCUGUGGGAAAUACGGUUCCGAGGUCAAACUCCGUCGACUGCUGGAGAAGCACAUCUCCUUGCAGAAGAUCAACACUCGUUUGGGUCAGGGAGUUCCUCUGGUGUGCCUGAUAGUGGAGGGGGGACCCAACGUUAUUUCUAUUGCCCUGGAGAGCUUGAGGGAUGAGCCACCCAUCCCAGUUGUGGUGUGUGACGGCAGUGGCCGCGCUUCUGACAUCAUAUCAUUUGCCCACAAGUUUUCAGAGGACGGAGGUCUGGUUAAUGAUGACGUCAGGGACCAACUUUUAGUUACUAUUCAGAAGACAUUCAAUUAUAGCAAAAGCCAAUCCCAGCAGAUCCUGCUGAUGGUAAUGGAAUGCAUGAAGAAAAGGGAACUGAUCACAGUGUUUCGAAUGGGCUCUGAGGGGCAACAAGACAUUGAAAUGGCCAUCCUUACUGCCUUGUUAAAAGGCACGAAUGCUUCAGCACCAGACCAGCUCAGCUUGGCUCUGGCCUGGAACAGAGUGGAUAUUGCUCGCAAUCACAUCUUUGUUUAUGGGCACAAUUUACCAGUGAACUCGCUAGAGCAGGCCAUGAUGGAUGCUCUAGUGCUGGACAGGGUGGACUUUGUCAAACUGCUGCUUGAAAAUGGAGUCAACAUUCACCACUUCCUCACCAUUCCAAGGUUGGAGGAGCUAUACAACACGAAACUUGGUCCUGCGAAUACACUGCAUGUUGUGGUUAGAGAUGUCAAAAAGGGGAACCUUCCUCCAGAUUAUCAAAUCACUUUGAUUGACAUUGGUCUUGUGCUGGAAUACCUUAUGGGUGGAGCUUACAGGAGCAAUUACACAAGGAAAGCAUUCCGCAAUCUGUACAAUAAUUUGUAUGGAUUAAAAAGGCCAAAAGCUUUGAAACUCCUGGGAAUGGAAGAUGAUGAACCAAGGCCAAAAGGCAAGAAAAAGGCAAAAAAGAAGAAAGAGGAAGAGGUGGAAAUUGAUGUGGAUGACCCUGAGGUUUGUCGGUUCAAGUAUCCCUUCCAUGAGCUGAUGCUGUGGGCAGUGCUGCUGAAGCGCCAGAAGAUGGCGCUGUUCCUUUGGCAGAGAGGAGAGGAGGCUAUGGCAAAGGCGUUAGUUGCUUGUAAACUGUAUAAGGCCAUGGCCCAUGAAUGCUCAGAGAGUGAGCUGGUGGAUGACAUCUCCCAAGACCUGGAGAACAACUCCAAGGAAUUUGGUCAGCUGGCCUAUGAGCUGUUGGACCAGUCCUAUAAGCAUGACGAACAGGUGGCCAUGAAACUUUUAACAUAUGAGCUGGUUAACUGGAGUAACUCCACCUGUCUGAAGCUGGCUGUAGCUGCAAAGCAACGUGACUUUAUUGCUCACACCUGCAGCCAGAUGUUGCUCACAGACAUGUGGAUGGGCUGCUUAAGGAUUGGAAAAAACCCAGGCCUCAAGGUUAUUCUGGGAAUCAUCUUUCCUCCUCUGAUUCUACUGUUGGACUUCCGUAUUGGAGAUGAUACUUCCUACCAAGCACCGGGAAAGAAAGAAGAAAGAAAAGACAAGGAUGAUGACACAAAAUCCAGCAAGGAUCCUAACACUGAUGCAACUUCCAGAAAAGGUGAUGAGGAGGAUGGCAGCUCCAACAUCCGUAAAAUCCCCAUCGGCAAAAGGUUUUUUGAGUUUUAUGAUGCACCCUUCACCAAGUUCUGGUUCAACACUAUCUCUUAUCUAAGCUAUCUGAUGUUGUAUAAUUACAUUAUCCUGGUAAAAAUGGAGCGGUGGCCAUCUAUACAAGAGUGGACUGUCAUAGCAUACAUCCUCACUCUCGGCUCUGAAAAAGUCAGACAGAUUCUGAUGUCAGAGCCAGGGAAGCUGAAACAGAAGAUAAGUGUGUGGAUGGAGGAGUACUGGAACAUCACAGAUCUGUUUGCCAUAUCCACCUUCCUUCUGGGGCUAAUGCUGCGACUGCAACCUGAACCAUACAUGGGCUAUGGCAGAGUCAUCUACUGUAUAGACAUUAUCUUCUGGUACAUUCGCGUAUUGGACAUCUUUGGUGUAAAUAAAUACCUUGGACCUUACGUCAUGAUGAUUGGGAAGAUGAUGAUUGAUAUGAUGUACUUUGUGGUGAUCAUGCUGGUGGUGCUGAUGAGUUUUGGGGUGGCUCGGCAAGCUAUCCUUCACCCUGAUGAGGAGCCCACGUGGCGCCUGGCCAGAAACAUCUUCUACAUGCCCUACUGGAUGAUCUAUGGAGAGGUUUUUGCAGAUUCGAUAGACCCUCCAUGUGGUGAACAUUUAUAUGACGAGGAUGGGAAGAAACUUCCUCCAUGUAUCCCUGGCGCCUGGCUCACACCUGCUAUUAUGGCCUGCUACCUUCUCGUAGCAAACAUUCUUCUGGUCAACUUGCUCAUUGCAGUAUUCAACAACACCUUCUUUGAAGUCAAGUCCAUCUCCAACCAAGUGUGGAAGUUUCAAAGAUAUCAGCUGAUCAUGACUUUUCAUGAUCGUCCAAUUCUGCCUCCUCCGCUCAUCAUCUUCAGCCACCUCUAUAUCCUCUUCAACAGGCUGUUUCGGCGCUGUGCGAAGAAGAAACAGGAGGGUGAACUGGAUGAGAAGGACCGGGGCCUCAAGCUCAGGCUGAAUCCAGAGGAGCUAAAAAAUCUGUACGAGUUUGAAGAGCAAUGUGUGGAGGAAUAUUUCCGUGAAAAAGAGGAUGAGCAACAGUCUUCAAGUGAUGAACGUAUCAAGGUUACUUCAGAGAGAGUUGAGAACAUGUCAAUGCGUCUGGAGGAGGUAAAUGAGAGAGAGAACACCAUGAAGGCGUCCCUGCAGACAGUGGACCUGCGUCUGGCCCAGCUAGAAGAAAUCCACGGACGUAUGGCUGUCGCUCUGGAAAAGCUUGCUGGGGUGGACAGACUGGAGCUGACCAGAACCUUUUCACGAAACUCAUCGGUGUGUGAUCCCUCCUCUCUCCUUCGCCAGGGCAGUAUCAACAGUGCUGAUGGUUACAGCCUUUACCGUUUCCACAUGGACAUGGAGGAGUUUGCAUCCAAGCAGAAGGAAGCAGAUGACAAGGGGGGCCUAGAGAGAGAACGGAGUUUGCACCAAGCAUCCAGUACUUGCGCUCUCAACACCAAGGAAAGCGGUCAGACCUUAGAGGUUGGUGGUUUGGUGAGAUCACGACCUGGUUCAUGUGUGGACAUACUUAUAUCUCCAUGUGAACAAAAGCCCAUCUCUGAAGCAUCAAGUCAGGAGACCAUGACCGAUACAAAACAAGGCAGCACAAUGAUGUUAGAUAGAUUAAUAGAUAAAAACUGGCUAAAACCUUUGUCCCCUCCAAAAAGGACUAAAUCUUUGAAACUCUAUCCAGCUGAAGAUCAACCCACAUCUCCUCUGACGAAAAGAAGGGCCAUGAGCACCAUCACUGUCAACCCUCCUGAUGAACCAGAGCAACUUGCUGAGCCCACUGUGAGCAUCAAACUAACAGGAACUUCAUCUUCUCCAAGGAGGGCAAAAUCUCUGAGAUAUCUUCCUGCUGAAGGUCAAAGUCAGACAUCUCCUAUCACAAAGAAGAGGACUAUGAGCAGCAUCAUCUACAAACCAGAAGAGGCAGGUGAUGACGUGCCAACUAAAACUUCAAACCAGUGGCCGGAAAAUGUGGAAUAUCAAAUCCAUACCACCGCUUUGGGUCAUAUGCCUAAAGUAUCAGCAGUCAGAGCCCUUACCCAGCAGUUUCAAACUGCUACAGCACCUGCAGGGCAUAAGAUCCCAAGCCAGACUGAUUUAACCCCUUCAGCAAGGAAAGGAACUCUAUUAGAAACAGAACCAGAGGGAGCUGAGAAAAAGACGAAGGCCAAAAGAUACCUCUCAGACACCACCGAGUAUCUGACUGUAGCUGAUGCAAGGAAUCUGCGAUCUCACAGGUCACAGAGUUGUAAUGCCAGCGACAAGAAAGCAAAGCCCAUUGUAGCCUUGAAGGAGCAGAGAGCCAGCAGUGAGAAAGACGUGGCUGAAGCCAGCAGGGCGUCAGCCGCUGGACCGGAUGAGAAGGAGAAGAUGAUGGAGGCAGGGAAGAAAGACGGUGCUCAGGAACAGAAGUAGGAACAAAACAAGAGCAUGAAGAAGUGAAAGAAAAAGAACAGAAUGAUGACAGCAAGACUGAAAAGCAAGCUAAUCUUUUCAUGUUAGUUUGAGACUGUCCUCACAAAACUAACAACAAACCGAUAGUGAUGGGUCAAUUACACACACACAUCAACAUUUUCAAUGUUAGCUGUUAAUACAUGUUUAGUGAAAACCAGCUCAAACUUAAAAAGAUCCACUUUCUUUACUUUUGCUACUUUCCAUUGGUGUAACAUACAAGAGCUUACAGAGACAAUCACGUCACAGCUUUCUCAAGUUUCUG